Molecule: messenger RNA, 1744 nt
Organism: Pangasianodon hypophthalmus (striped catfish)
Lineage: Eukaryota; Metazoa; Chordata; Actinopteri; Siluriformes; Pangasiidae
Product: salivary glue protein Sgs-3-like
Exons: 4
Coding region: 260-1297 (345 amino acids)
Source: RefSeq, a predicted model, not a curated record
UACCAGAACCACCACAACACCAACAACAACCACUACAACACCAACAACCACAACUACCACAACAACCACCACAACACCAACAACAACCACCACAACAACCACCACAACACCAACAACAACCACCACAACAACCACCACAACACCAGCAACAACCACAACUACCACGACAACAACCACAACACCAACAACCACCACGAUACCAACAACAACCACUACCACAACACCAACAACCACCACAACACCAACCACAAUACCAAAAAUGACCACAACUACCACCACAACACCAACAACAACCACUACAACACCAACCACAACAUCAAAAAUGACCACCACGACAACACCAAAAACCACCACAAUACCAACAACAACCACGACCACAACACCAACAACCACCACAACACCAACCACAAUACCAAAAAUGACCACAACUACCACCACAACACCAACAACAACCACUACAACACCAACCACAACAUCAAAAAUGACCACCACGACAACACCAAAAACCACCACAAUACCAACAACAACCACUACCACAACACCAACAACCACCACAACACCAAGCACAACACCAGAAAUGACCACCAUCACAAUUUCCACACCAAUAACCACCACAAUACUAACAACAACCUCUACCACAACACCAACAACCACCACCACCACCACAGCUACCACAACACCAACAAAAACCACAAAACCAACAAUCACCACCACAAUUUCCACAACAUCAACAACAACCACCACAACCCCAAAAACAAUCGGUGCAACUAGUGGACAAAGCUCAGUACCUCCAAUUCUCCACCCAACCAAGCAUCCAAAGCCCAGUGUCUCGACCACCUCCAUCUCCAAGUCCUCUUCCCACACCAUAAGCAGUCAUUCAGUAAGCGGCCCUGCGACCCACACUGGAGUUACGAACUCUUCCUCCACCAGCAAAAAAGAUAGUAGAACAGAACCUGUUUCCACAACCAGCAACCCCUCAUCUAACCAUGGUGAAGGAGUCCCUGGCUGGGCUAUCGCUUUACUCGUGCUGGCCGCCAUCGCCAUCCUGCUCCUCAUCAUCAUAAUCAUCAUCCUGCUGGUAAGAUGGUGCUGUGUGGAUAACGAGGACGACGUUCGUUCUCUGCCACCGCAGGAACACACUCCCUAUAUGAGAACCACCUUCAGAGAGCCACUGUCUGUUCCAGCUUACAGCCCUCACACUCCGCAAAAGAACCUCUAUCCUUUCGACGAUCUAACUCAAAGCCCAAAACCUAAGCCUAACCGAACAGGGAUGUAUGUGGUGAACCCAGAGAGAUGAUGAAGUAAAGCAGCAAUGCUGUAAGUGAGAUUUUAAAGAGAUGAGAGUUGAUCUUGACGGACUGAAAAACGUGUGGAUGCCACCUGUUCAUGACGUCCGCUUGUCAACAAAACUAAUGUGUGCAUCAUGAUCUCAGGAAUAUAAAUAAGUAUUAUAGCCAGUAAGAUGAAAAUUGAUGUCAUACUAUUUAUUACCCAUGUAUUUAAAGUGCUUCUGAGGCUAGCUUUUGAAUCUUAUCUGAGGGAAAGAUUUGCAGUCACAGUUAAGCUACCUUACAAUGUUGCCUAAAAACAGCUAUAAAUGGCAGGAUUCUGGAAUUUUUAAAGAAAUUAUUGUACGUGUAAAUUGUUUCAUCUGAUUUCAUGACUUUGUAAAACUUAUAAUAGUAAAGAAUUAUUGUAAAAAUAUAAAUAUAUGUUUUAUAUUGUUGUAUUAACAUUUUAAUGG